Messenger RNA from Lotus japonicus, 582 nucleotides. Its product is annotated as thiol protease aleurain-like. The coding region runs from base 1 to 582 and encodes 193 amino acids. The record is from RefSeq and is a predicted model, not a curated record. The transcript has 2 exons. NCBI's taxonomy places the organism in Eukaryota, Viridiplantae, Streptophyta, Magnoliopsida, Fabales, Fabaceae.
AUGUGCAAUGAUUGCCAUAUUGCUACUCUUAGUGGGGGCAUGUUUCGAUUCCAAGAUGCCUCCAUCGAGGUGAGGCAUGAGAGGUGGUGUGCUGAACACAGUAGAGUCUACAAGGAUGAGGAAGAAAGACUUGGAAGGCUUGAUAUCUUCAAGAAGAAUGUGGAUUACAUAGAAGCCUCCAACAAAGCAGGAAAAUCCUACAAAUUUGGAUUGAAUGAGUUUGCUGAUCUCACAAAUGACGAGAUUAGAGCACAAAGAAAUGGAGUGAAGGCCUCCAAAGUCAUGAGUGGGGGCAUGUUUCGAUUCCAAGAUGCCUCCAUCGAGGUGAGGCAUGAGAGGUGGUGUGCUGAACACAGUAGAGUCUACAAGGAUGAGGAAGAAAGACUUGGAAGGCUUGAUAUCUUCAAGAAGAAUGUGGAUUACAUAGAAGCCUCCAACAAAGCAGGAAAAUCUUACAAAUUUGGAUUGAAUGAGUUUGCUGAUCUCAUAAAUGACGAGAUUAGAGCACAAAGAAAUGGACUGAAGGCCUCUAAAGUCAUGAGGUCUACGUCAUUCAGAUAUGAAAAUGUCACUGUGCCUUGA